This is a messenger RNA of Cuscuta europaea, 648 nucleotides long. Lineage: Eukaryota; Viridiplantae; Streptophyta; Magnoliopsida; Solanales; Convolvulaceae. The record is from the annotation of a GenBank genome assembly.
GCGUGUUCGUUUUUUUGUAACUACAACCAUCACUCAUGUCAUUACAAUCACCGUCUGUGUCACUGUAGCCACCGCCCGUGUCACUACAACCACCGCCCGUGUCACUGUAGCCACCGCCCGUGUCACUACAACCACCGCCCGUGUCACUACAACCACCGCCCGUGUCACUGUAGCCACCACCCGUAUCACUGUAGCCACCGCCCGUGUCAUUUUAGCUACCGCCCGUGUCACUUUGGCUACCGUCCCACCCAUUACAUUUACUGCCGCCUGUCUGGAGAUGGCGAGGUCUGGAGAGGCGCUUGGUGAUGGCGGCGGAGAUGUUUCGGUUGCCUGCGAUGACGAAUUCUUCGAAGAAUAGACUACGCUGCGGAUGAGUUUGGAGGCUGAGCCUGAGAGGGAGACGAAGGAGUUGCGUUGAAUUCUAAAUCACAAUUUUGGAAAUUCUAAAACCACUCAUAUUUUGGUCCAUUAAAAGUGUGUAGCUAAUAUCCAUGCCAUUCUUUCUUUUUAUUAAUAAUAGGGAAAAGGUGCAAAUAGGCCCAUGUUCUAACCAAAAAAAGUCAAACAAGCCCUUAUUUAGGAGGCUCUGUCCGGCCGUCAUCAUUUGGGGUGGUUCCCGAUUGAAUUUUUAGUUGAAAUUUGGUAUGA